GAGGGUAUUGCAAAGCUCGCAGCCGACGCAAUUCCAUCGCCGGGCGGUGCACUGAAGGCACAGCUCGAGAGGAUGGAUAUGCCUGUGGACGAAAGUGUCCUUCUGCUGCAGCAUCAGCGAGAGUUGAAAGCGAAAAGUCGCUUGGAAAAGGCACAGCGACAGAUGGCCAAGGGCCGAGGCAAGGAGGCAGAAAAGGGCCAUGAUGAUGAUGAGCCAAAGGCGAAAAGGAGGAAGAGCCAGGCCCAGUUCGUCGUGUCGGAUGUUAUGGCCGAGCUGCGGGAGAUCGCAAAUCACCACCAAUUCCCGUUGCCAGAUCCAGAGCAGCAGACCAAGAGGUGCUACACGAUCAGGGAUCCGACCAUGCAGGGCCACAGCAGCAUCACAUUGAUGGCAAAUCAGUAUGGGUUCUAUGUGCCAACCGUGGCUCUGGACCAUGUGGUGCGAGACUUUGCAAAGGCCUUCGGUAUCGCAGCCACUGCUCUGCAUGAUUAG
Molecule: messenger RNA, 492 nt
Organism: Symbiodinium sp. CCMP2456
Lineage: Eukaryota; Dinophyceae; Suessiales; Symbiodiniaceae
Source: the annotation of a GenBank genome assembly